UCAGACCAAUAAUCUGCAAACCCCUUACUAGACCAACUCAAUGACUUAACCCGGUUUGACAAACUUGGUGUUCCUUGUUUGGGCGAUAGCUGACGAAGGUGAUCGUUGCCCCAUUUGCUACCAGCUUCCAAAACCAUAGAGUGAGCCGGAAUCGAUCCAAGGAUGGUGAUUGCUUUCCCAUAAAGGGAUCGACAAUAGUCACGAACCAUUGCAUGGAGGAUGAAAAGAACCUCACGUCCAUAGAUCCUGAUUGUAAACGGGAUCUUCGUGAGGAUGUCCAUCGUAGAUCCGGAUGGUGGGUCAGAAAAAGAAAGCGUCGCAAUGCUUUGUAAGAGCUUGAGCUCACAUAUGAAAAACAAAUUAAAAGAUGUAGGUUAUUGCCAAUGACGGGGUGGAGGUUCUAGCUCCCUCCUUCGUCAGAACUAGAGUGUGACAAUUCUAUUUUGAACUCGUUCUUGGUGGUUAAUAAUCACAACUAGUUAAUCAAACUCGAAGAUGCAAAGCAACGGGUUUACUUUGCCAGAGAUCGACCCAUAUGGGGAGAAACCCAUUCAACGACGUCUUUGCAAUGGCUGGCGACUAACAAGGAUAUUCCCAUGAGCUCUAAUGACACCGGCGACCAGUCGAUCUUGACAUAUACAGACGCCGGACUCCAAUUUUGUUCACCGUGGCCAAGACGCAAAUGGGUUGUUGUGAAAAGAUUCUAUCUUGAUCUUUCGUGUCUAUUACGAGGGAUUUGGUUGUGCUCUAUCCAAACUUGGAGUUAUUUACCCAACAUAUUUAGUUGUGUUUGUGCCAAUUCAUGUGCUUAAAUGCUUGAACAUUGUCAAAUACAUCCCUAUUGCGUUUCUAUUUGAUUUCGAUAUGAUUCUAGAGUGUAUUAGUCGAUAUGGUGAAAAUUAGGUACAAAACAAGGUCACAAGUGUACAGAAGUGGCAAGAUGCUAAAUAUCGUGGCCUAGAAGCCAAAGAUCAUGGUCGGGAUCACAAGCCGAGAAGACCAGCUGAAGAUCGCGACCCGAAAGCUAAAGAUCACGACGCGAUCUUGGAAGCUUAGGGCGCGAACUUCGCAUGGAGGGAGCCUUGAAGAAACAGAGAGUUUCCCCAGUUGCAUCACGGCCAACUCUUAUCUUGUCCGCAAGAAAGAUCACGGUCGCAACUCGCAGAUCGCGACCGCGAAGUCAGCCCGCUAUCUUCCCUUUUCCUCAGUCCUCGAUGACUGGGUUUUGAGAUCACGGCCAAGAGACUAAAGAUCCCGCCCGCGAUCUUAUUUUCUCAGACCGCGAACUUCCCCGUGUCAACAGUGCCUAUAAAUAGAAGACCCCUUUCCCCAUUUUAGGAGAGCUGAUUUUGAGAGAAAUUUUCUGGUUCUAGAGAGAGAAGAGAGAAAAUAUGAAGGAAGCAGAACAUAAGGAGGAGCUAGGAGCAAGGAGGAUCUUCCCCAACUUCAAGUUUUCUUCUAUUUCUACCAUGUAUCUUCUUCCCUCCUUUAUGGAGUAGUCCUCUAAGAUACUAGUGGUUCUAAACCCCAAACCCUAGUUUUAGGAUUUACUCUGUAUGUAGAUGUUUUAGGGUUUGAAUGAAUGAAUGUGUUUGCCUAGUUGAUUUUAAUGUCACUCUUUCCUAAAUGAUGACGCUUGGGAAACUGGCCCAAUCUUCCCUCUUAGUCUGCUUUAUUACAACGUUGGGUAUGGAGUUCUAGGGUUAGAUGGGUAUGCGCCAUCUUGCGAGUUUAGGUGGUCGAGGCGGCCGUACCCUUGCUAUAUGUGGCUUUCCUAGGUGAAACCCGGGAUAAAACCUCGGUGUGGACGGUGGAUAGUGUCCAUUGAAAUGAGCCAUAUAACUAAUGCCCCAGAUACGAUAGCCUAGGUCGAGGUGACUGGAAUAGGGGUUUAGGGGAGGCACACUCGCAGACGUGUGGAUAACGACGAAGGCCCACGGAAAAGAGCUUACUCACCACAUUCGAUGAUCCUAGAUAUCUAUAUAUGCAUAGUGACCCUAAGCUAGAGGUAGGAUUAGUACCCAAAGUACCUGCUUUUAGCUUUGAUCAAUCCUUAGACUAGAGUUUCCUCAUAUCUUCCACUCAAAACCUCAAAACUUGAUUAACUAAUUAGCAACUAGGUGGGAAGUAGGCUAGUGUACCGGGACUCGGGUAGAAUACGACCUUGAUUACCACUAUACGACAACACCGUUCUAGGUUAAAGUUGACCUAGAAUGGGGUAGUUGUGGAUACGUGCAAACCUUUGACAAAAAACCUUCACGGAUUGAAGUGAUCAAGCUUUUUGGCGCAUUGUCAGGGAUCCGUGGUAACUAGUAAAAAACUAUUAAGUUUUUAGUUACUCUUUACCUUGCUUUAUUUGUUUUCUGUUGUGUUUGUUUCGUAUUGUUUGUUUUUGUUAAUUUUUUCGUGUUUUUUUUUUGUUUUGUUAUGGAACAAUCCAAGUACCACAUCGGUUGUACAAGGGAAGGAACCCUUGUAUAUUAGUGUCCACUAAGACCAAUUAGUACGCGGCCUUUUGGGGAGGACAACCAAAAGUAAAUCCAUGUGGGCUUGGCCCAAAGCGGACAAUAUCGUACUAAUUGAGCACCCCGGUUCGACAAGUGAUAUCAGAGCCUGGUUCGACAGAUCCGGGGAGAUGGACGUCAAUUUGGUGGUACCCUCAUUCGGUGGACCUCAGGAUUUGAGAUCUGCGUAUGGUUUGGUGGAUCCACGAGAGAUCCACGUUUGUUUGGCGGAUCAAAGAGAGUUCUGCGUUUGGUAAAGUCCUUGCUUGUCGAACCGGGGUGCUCAAUUAGUACGAUAUCGUCCGCUUUGGGCCAAUCCCACACGGAUUUACUUUUGGGUGUCCUCCCCAAAAGGCCUCGUACUAAUUGGGCUUGGUGGAAACUAAUAUACAAGGCUACCUUCU
Linum trigynum is the source of this 2908-nucleotide messenger RNA. Lineage: Eukaryota; Viridiplantae; Streptophyta; Magnoliopsida; Malpighiales; Linaceae. The record is from the annotation of a GenBank genome assembly.